Molecule: messenger RNA, 4457 nt
Organism: Candoia aspera
Lineage: Eukaryota; Metazoa; Chordata; Lepidosauria; Squamata; Candoiidae
Gene: PFAS
Product: phosphoribosylformylglycinamidine synthase
Exons: 29
Coding region: 113-4126 (1337 amino acids)
Biological process (GO): 'de novo' IMP biosynthetic process
Molecular function (GO): phosphoribosylformylglycinamidine synthase activity
Source: RefSeq, a predicted model, not a curated record
CCUCCCACGAAAGGGGCAGUGCGCACGAGCCUCUCCGGCGCCCCGUGAUCGUGGACGGUUCCUGCGGAGAUCGUGCGGGGAGGGAAAGCUCAGCCAGCCGGGCAGGACAGACAUGAUGGUCCUACAUUAUUAUCAACGGCCCAGCGAGGCUGACAGCAGUCUCAACAGUCUUCUGCACUCUGCCCAAACUAUCUUGGGCAAUGCAGUCCAAGCGGUUCAGAAGGAGCUGUGCUUCAAUGUUAGCUGGACAGGAAAGACACUCCCAGGCUCCAGGGAGAUGGAGAUGUUGAGGUGGGUCUUUGGCUGUCCAUUCGAACAAGGUGAUAUUGCAACCAAAUCUUUCCUUGGCCCACGCCCAUCUGAUCUGCUGGUAGAGAUUGGUCCCCGGUUGAAUUUCUCUACAGCAUAUUCUACUAAUGCCGUCUCAGUGUGCCGGGCAGCUGGGUUAGAAAACAUUGACCGGGUUGAGUGUUCUCGGCGCUACCUUUUCAAGUGUGACCAACAGCCCUCAUCAGCCCAGGAGACACAACUGGUAGCCUCACUCUACGAUCGGAUGACGGAGCAGAGGUAUCCCGAACCCAUCCACAGUUUUGCUGUAGCUACCUGCCCUGAAGCGGUGUUCCACGUUGAUAUUCUAGGAGAAGGAAGAGCUGCUCUCGUCAAGGCCAACAGCCAGCUUGGUCUGGCUUUUGAUUCCUGGGACCUGGACUUCUAUACCGCUCUCUUCCAAAAACUGGGCAGAAACCCCACCAGUGUAGAGUGCUUUGACCUUGCUCAAUCAAACAGUGAACACAGCCGGCAUUGGUUCUUCAAAGGGCGCCUCCUAGUGGAUGGGGAGGAAAUGAAGGAAUCGCUCUUCGAGGCCAUCAUGAAAACUCAAGAACGCAGCAACCCCAACAAUGUCAUCAAGUUUUGCGACAACAGCAGUGCAAUCCAGGGCAGAGAAGUCCUUUCACUCUGGCCCAGUGACCCAUCCAAGGCCAGCCCCUUUGAGAAGCGAACAUCCACCCGCCAUGUCAUCUUCACAGCUGAAACUCACAACUUUCCCACAGGAGUUGCCCCAUUCAGUGGCGCCACCACUGGGACAGGUGGGCGAAUCCGGGACGUGCAGUGUACAGGCCGUGGGGCCCACGUGAUCGCUGGCACCGCCGGGUACAGCUUUGGCAAUCUGCACAUCCCAGGAUACCCCUUACCUUGGGAAGAUUCAUCUUUCAUAUACCCUGACAAUUUCGCCCGGCCUGUGGAAGUGGCCAUUGGUGCCAGCGAUGGGGCUUCGGACUACGGCAACAAAUUUGGGGAACCUGUGCUGGCAGGGUUCGCACGUUCCUUUGGGAUGCGCCUGGUGGAUGGAGAGCGGCACGAAUGGAUCAAGCCCAUCAUGUUCAGUGGUGGCAUUGGAGCAAUCGAAGACAUACAUGUGCGCAAGGAAGUGCCCCAGCCUGGGAUGGAUGUUGUCAAGGUUGGAGGCCCCGUCUACAGAAUUGGUGUGGGAGGAGGGGCUGCUUCUUCCAUCCAGGUGCAAGGUGACAAUGCCAGCGAGCUCGAUUUUGGGGCAGUGCAACGUGGUGAUGCCGAGAUGGAGCAGAAGAUGAAUCGGGUGCUUCGGGGUUGUGUAGAGAGUGGAGAGAAGAACCCCAUCUGCAGUUUGCACGAUCAGGGUGCCGGAGGCAAUGGGAAUGUGCUGAAGGAGCUGAGCGAGCCUGCUGGAGCCACUAUCUAUGCAAGCCGUUUCCAGCUGGGAGAUCCCACUUUGAGUGUUCUGGAAAUCUGGGGAGCUGAGUACCAAGAAUCGAAUGCUCUCCUGCUUCACCCACGCCAUGCCGAUUUUCUGCAACGGCUGGCUUGCCGUGAAAGAUGCCCCGUUGACUUCGUAGGCAGGAUCACAGGUGAUGGAAAGAUUGUGCUGGUGGAUGACACGAAGUCUCCAGCAAGUGAGGCAGAUGUGGACAAGGGGGAGACAGGACAAAGGGACACUCCUGUGAAUUUGCAGCUGGAAUGGGUUCUGGGCAAGAUGCCCCGCAAGGAAUUUGUUUUGAACCGCAUGAAUCGAGCCCUUCGCCCUCUGGAUCUUCCUAGCACCCUGAGCGUGGUGGACGCCGUUCAGCUUGUCCUGAAGCUCCCAGCUGUGGCUAGUAAACGUUACCUGACAAAUAAGGUUGAUCGUUCGGUGACAGGGCUGGUGGCCCAGCAACAGUGUGUCGGUCCCCUCCACACACCCCUGGCAGAUGUGGCUGUAGUGGCCCUUUCCCCUUUUGAAACGGUGGGAGGAUCCACUGCUCUUGGGGAACAGCCCAUCAAGGGGCUCAUAAAUCCUGCAGCUGGCGCCCGAAUGGCUGUGGGAGAAGCCCUCACCAAUCUGGUCUUUGCGCGCGUCACUGAUCUGAAGGAUGUGAAGUGCAGCGGCAACUGGAUGUGGCCAGCCAAACUCCCGGGCGAGGGGGCGGCCCUGGCAGACGCCUGCAGCGCCAUGUGCUCCGUCAUGGGAAAGCUGGGCGUGGCAGUGGAUGGCGGGAAGGACUCGCUCAGCAUGGCGGCCCGUGUUGGCACGGAAACGGUCAAGGCGCCUGGAACGCUGGUCAUCUCGGCUUAUGCUGUCUGUCCUGAUAUCACAGCCACAGUCACCCCUGACCUCAAGUGUCCAGAUGGGAAAGGGGCCUUGCUUCAUGUGGCUGUGAGUCCCGACAAGCAUCGGCUUGGAGGCAGCGCACUGGCCCAGUGCUUCUCCCAACUCGGAGACAUUUCCCCAGACCUGGAUGACCCCGCCACCCUUGUGUCCUGUUUCCGAGUCACCCAGGAUCUGCUGCGAGACUCUGUGCUUUCUUCUGGGCAUGAUGUGAGUGAUGGGGGUCUCCUGACUUGCUUGCUGGAGAUGGCCAUUGCUGGAAAUUGUGGUGCCCACAUCGAGCUAGGGGCACCAGGGGUCCACGCUCUGCAUGUGCUUUUCGCCGAGGAACUUGGCCUGGUGCUGGAAGUGCCCCGUUCUGCAGCAGCCGAUGUCUGUGGGCGGUACCGGGAAGCGGGAGUGCGCUGUGUACCUGUUGGAUAUUCUGGUCCUCGUGGUCCAAAUGCCAUGGUCCGGGUCACUGUGAAUGGCCAGCAAGUGCUGGCAGAGAAAGUCUCAACCUUGCGGAGCUGGUGGGAAGCCACAAGCUUCCAGUUGGAGAGGCUGCAAGCCAAUCCAGAUUGUGUGGCUCAAGAAGAGAUGGGCUUGGCCAAGCGCACAGAACCCAGCUUCACCCUGACCUUUAACCCCCAGGAAGAACUUCCUCUUCUACAGGAAAUGGCCUUGCCUGCUCCCCGUGUCGCUGUCCUUCGUGAGGAAGGAAGCAAUGGAGAUCGUGAAAUGGUGGCAGCAUUUCUCAUGGCCGGAUUCCAGGUCUGGGACCUCACCAUGCAAGAUCUGUGCUCAGGCAAGAUGACGCUGGACUCCUUCCGUGGCUUGGUGUUUGUCGGAGGCUUCAGUUAUGCAGAUGUUCUUGGAUCUGCCAAAGGCUGGGCAGCUUCAGUGACCUUUAACCCCAGAGCACGGGCACAGUUCCAGGCAUUCCACCAGCGGAAAGACACUUUCAGCUUGGGUGUGUGCAAUGGCUGUCAGCUGAUGGGACUGCUAGGAUGGGUAGGAGCCGAGGACUCUGAAGCCAAGGAUCUAGAUGGGGCCACUCAACCAGGAUUGCUGCUGAGUCCCAACAACUCUGGCCGGUUUGAGUCGCGUUUCGUGAACUUGGGGAUCGAGGAAAGUCCGGCACUGAUGCUGCGAGGCAUGGCAGGUUCUACUCUGGGCAUCUGGGUGGCCCACGGAGAAGGUCGGAUGCGGUUCCGCACUUCUGAAAUCCUGGCUCGGGUACGCUCUUCCCGACUGGCCCCGCUACGCUACGUGGACGACCAAGGGCUGCCGACAGAGGAGUACCCUCUCAACCCGAAUGGGUCCCCCCUGGGCAUUGCCGGCGUUUGCUCUCCUGACGGGCGCCACUUGGCCAUGAUGCCUCACCCAGAGCGAUGUGUCCUACCCUGGCAGUGGGCUUGGAUGCCGACCUCCUGGCGCCAGUCUGUGAAAGUCUCACCGUGGCUGCGCAUGUUCCAGAAUGCCUGUGAAUGGUGUUUACAUUAUCCAGAGGGUCAACCUUGACAGCGCUCCAUCUGGCUGGGUUUUUAGCCUGACCGCAUCUGUUCCCAAUUCUGAGCCACCAAUUGCAAGCUGGGCUAGAUCGUGCACAGUGAGAUGAUUCCCAAGGCCUGGGCAGAAACCCGACGGCCCUGCUGUCUCUGUUCUGCAUGGGCUCCUCUCCCACGGUCACCCUAAUCGCCAGUUACUGAACAUACAAGCAUCCAGGAAUCACAGACAUGUACUGAACACAGUAAGGUUGGCGUGGUGCAAAAAGAAAUCAGUGUGUUCUGCUCUCAGCGUGGGACCAACGCAUUUUUCCAAGUGCCAAUAAAUGCCAAUUAAUUGUUAAAAA